CAAAAGCAGCGGAAACGCUUCCUGAGCUGCCCCCGGUGUCACCUCGCUCUCGGUCCGGGUUCGCCUCCGGUGCGCCGCCGUUGCUCGGGCUCGGAGUCUCGGGGAUGAUGAUGCUGCCGCUGCCGCCGCGGAGGUGAUGGAGCUCGGGCACACACGCGGACAAGUGUCGGACACAGUUUGAGACGAAGAGCCGGAGGUCGGAGUCCCGCUCUCCGCCCGGUGCCGCCCGCUGGACGGGCUCUAUCUGGAGCUCAGGCCGGAGGACGGUAAAGAAAGUCGGUGACCAUGAAGCUGCUGAAGCCGAGCUGGGUGAGCCACAACGGCAAACCCAUAUUUUCAGUUGACAUUCACCCUGAUGGCACAAAAUUUGCGACCGGUGGACAAGGGGAAGAUUCUGGGAAGGUGAUGAUCUGGAACAUGGCGCCGGUCCUCAAAGAGGAGGACGAGAAGAAUGAAAAUAUUCCCAAAAUGCUUUGCCAGAUGGACAAUCACCUAGCGUGUGUGAACUGUGUGCGCUGGUCCAACAAUGGACUGUACCUGGCAUCAGGAGGAGACGACAAGCUGGUCAUGGUGUGGAGGAGAGCUGCAUACAUCGGUCCGAGCACAGUGUUCGGGUCGAGCAGUAAACUGGCCAACGUGGAGCAGUGGAGGUGUGUCACCAUCCUGAGGAAUCACACCGGAGAUGUGAUGGACGUGGCGUGGUCUCCUCAUGACGUGUGGCUGGCCUCCUGCAGCGUCGACAACACCAUCGUCAUCUGGAACGCUCGUAAAUUCCCAGAGAUGGUGACAUGUCUGCGAGGACACACUGGGCUGGUUAAGGGCCUGACGUGGGACCCAGUGGGGAAAUACAUCGCCUCCCAGGCCGACGACCACAGCCUGAAGGUAUGGAGGACGGUGGACUGGCAGAUGGAGGCUAACAUCACCAAACCCUUCAGCGAGUGCGGUGGGACGACCCACGUCUUGCGUCUGUCCUGGUCUCCGGAUGGUCAGUAUCUGGUGUCGGCUCACGCCAUGAACAACUCUGGCCCCACGGCCCAGAUCGUGGAAAGGGACGGCUGGAAGACCAACAUGGACUUCGUGGGACACCGUAAAGCAGUCACCGUGGUGAAAUUCAACCCAAAGAUCUUUAAGAAGAAACAGAAGAACGGCAGCUCCCCGAAACCCAGCUGUCCGUACUGCUGCUGCGCUGUCGGCAGCAAAGACAGAUCGCUCUCAGUCUGGCUGACCUCACUGAAGCGUCCCCUGGUGGUCAUUCACGAUCUCUUCGAUAAAUCGAUUAUGGACAUUUCCUGGACUCUGACGGGUCUGGGGAUGUUGGUGUGUUCCAUGGACGGAACUGUGGCCUACUUGGACUUCUCAUUGGAUGAACUGGGAGACCCACUGAGCGAGGAGGAGAAGAACAGCAUUCACCAGAACAUCUACGGGAAGAGUCUGGCUAUAACCAGCACUGAGGCUCAGCUCUCCACCACCAUCAUCGAGAACCCCGAGAUGCUCAAAUACCAGCAGGAGCGACAGAACUCGGCCCAGGCUAACGCAGGACUGGGCAGCGCUGGGCCCGAAUCCUCCGCCCCCAAACUCAACAGCGUCAUGAACGGAGAGUCUCUGGAGGACAUCAGGAAGAACCUUCUGAAGAAACAAGUGGAGACAAGAACCGCAGACGGCAGAAGACGGAUCACGCCACUGUGCAUCGCUCAGCUGGACACAGGGGAUUUUUCACCGGCUCUGUUCAACAGCGUUCCCAUCCUGCCCUCGGGCUCCUCCAUGUCCAAUCAUCUCACCCCUCAGCUCAGCUCUGACUCCAGCCCAGGACAGGCCUCCUGUCUGGGGCUGAGGCCCGGCAAUGACCCAAUGCUCACCUCCCCUGCAGUGAGCGGGGCCAAGGGCCUGGAGGACAAUAAAGAUGGUGUUAAAUCCACUCUGCUGCUCACUUCUGCCUCCAAGAUUGAGCCCAUGAAAGCUUUGGACUCCAGGUUCACAGAGAGGUCAAAGGCCACGCCGGGGGUCACGGCCGUCAUCACCUCCAUCUCUGGACUAGUGCCUCUAGACAGGUCUCAGUUCAAGCCCAAAGACAGUAUCUCUGUCCUGAAAGACGUAAAAGCCAAAGAAGAAACCAGCAGCGACAGCGAGGACAAGAUGGCCGCCAUCAACAAAAACCUGUCGUUCAGCAAGAGGAAGCCGGAGCUGCUGAUGGACGCAGCAGAGGUGGUGGAGAAGAGGAAGAAGGGACGGCCCAGGAAAGACAAGAUAGCCGCUCCCAUUGCCCAACCCUUCACUCAGGUGACUCCUCCAGCAGAGCGGGAGCCGACCAGAGUGACGGCUGCUCCAGCUCCUGUCGCU
Messenger RNA from Paralichthys olivaceus (Japanese flounder), 2337 nucleotides. The record is from RefSeq and is a predicted model, not a curated record. Lineage: Eukaryota; Metazoa; Chordata; Actinopteri; Pleuronectiformes; Paralichthyidae.